AGGACAGAGAGUGAAACAACAAUAAUGCUAUGAAGUAUGAUUGAAGAUAAGUGCCAUACCAUUUUGACUUUGGCUCUGGCCUGAGCUUACUCAAACAUCUGUUUGUCUCGCCUCUCCGAUGUGAAGACGAUUUUCAUCCACCUGCUCUCGGAACUCUUAGUCUUAGGCCAGUGUGGGAAUCAUUUUACAUAACGUGGCUGGCUUGGAAAGCUGCAAGUAAAUAGUUCGAGUGCAAACGCCCUCUUCAGGCUCUUGCAACAUGAUGUGCACCUCAUACGAAGAGAUGGCGGAUGUGUGACAGAGCAACUUCAAUCUCCACCCAGACCUGAUUAAAGUCACGUGCGGCGUACUCCAGCGUGUACCGUCAACAAGCGUUCAAAUUCUACCGAUAUUUGUAUGACUCACGAAGCCUGAUUGCAAUGGACCGGCCACCACAGGCUGAGAAGCGGCAGAAGCAGCAGCAUGGCGCACGUGCACCUGCUAGCCACCGCCAGCACGGUAGCAGAGCUCCACAGAUCAUCAAGACUAACCCAAUGCCGGCUUCCCACAGCACUGCCAGACUUCGGAGUGCUCCAAAGCUGGCUAUCACUGCGAAAUCAUCUACGGCGGGAGUGGCUCCUGUCGGGAAACGGAAAGCGCCUGUGAAGCCAUUCUCUACACUUGCGCGGGAAACGGAGACUGCAGAAGCGACGGCAGCACCAAUUGUCACAUCUCUUGCACGGUGUAGUGCGGAAGACAGCUCAAGUAAUGUCAAGAAUGUGUCAGAUGAUGUCAAGAAUGAGCCAGAUGAUGAUGUCAGGGCAGACUUGAAUGACAUCAGACCUGAGCCAGACCUUGUCGCAAUUGAAUCAACGGAUGGCAAAGGCGAAUCUGACCAUACAGGUCCAGCGUCAGCUGCGAGCGCACCUUCCCAGAGUGUUCUAGCCUUCAUCGCUUCUGAAAUUAUGAGCCUGUCUGCUACGCCAUCCUCUGUAGGGGGUACAGGCUCCUCCAGUCAGAACUCGAACAGCAGCAUAACACCACCUGCAUCCAACAGUAGCGUGGACAAUUCUCAAGUUGUGGAGUCCAGUGCUGAUCUUUCCACUGCAAUGGCUCCUGGUGAGGCCAUGGCUGAAGAUGCUGGGGAGGCUAGCACUCCACUGUUGCUUGACGAGCAGAACGCAGCAGCUACACCGAGUGACUUGAUUAUCGGCGAAGAGUGGUCUGAUGCAAGCACACCUAUUCAAGCGGACGAGAGUGCCACAAGUGCGGACAUACUACUCAAGAGUAAGACUGGACAAGACGAGGGCCUUGGGUCCCAGCGUGAACCAUCGCAUGAGAAGUCAAUAUCUGGCAAUGCGAGUGACGUGCCUACAUGCAUGCCAGCUGACAGGCGAGUCCACUUCUCUCCAAGUGAACAAGUUGAACUCAAGGACAUUGAACGUAUGCAAGUAAAGCCUAGGGAAAAAGCCAAGUACAAUGAUUAUCUCAUCUCCCAGCAUGAAUAUGAUGCUGUUGUGCAGAAGGCCAGCCGAAAGAAGCAGAUACAGGAGGAGUUUGCGGCACUGAGAAACAAGAUGAAAGCCGAUAAUAGCCGGAAAGACAUUCUGAGAGUAACUUGUCGCAGGGCCCCUACUCAAUUCAAGGUGCUCUCAGCUGUGCAGAAACUAGAACCGAAAACACGUCAUGCACUCGACAAGGACAGCAUCCAUUACUUCUGCCACCCGCAUCAUAUUACUAGCCAGCUGCCACUGCCAGUCAUGAUUGCAUCGCUGCUGAGUCAUCCGAACGAGCCGCAGGUCAUAUGGCGACCGCGAAAGCCGACUGUUGUGCACCCUCCACCGCAAGCAACAACCAAAGGUGAUGCUGACGGUCAAACUCUGUCUAUGGAAAGAAGCAAAGCAGUCCUCCAGCCUCUUCUAGAUCGUAUGGACAAAGAGCUAGUCACCACUACAGAAUGGCUGCCGAAAUCUAUUGUAGAGCAAUUGACCGAAGGAGAUGCACAACCAAGUGAUUCUGCUAGUAGUCAAACUAAUUCUGAGACGAUGGUGGACGGAAAAGUCAAUUCACCGGAAAUGGGGAAGUCCCAUGCAAUGGAAGCGUCACGCCAACAUUCAAGAAAAACUAAGCUGGAUAAAUCAACGAAGGCAACUGAAGAUCACAGUGACAUCAAAGCGGAAACAAGACCCUGGAAACCUUUGCCUGUUCCAAAGAGGGUGGCUGGUAAGCAAUGGCCGCUUCGGUCAAUGAUCGAGCCGAGCACAGUGCAGAAGAAGAUGUGCAAAGUGUACAAUCCAGCUGAAAGUCAUGAGCUGGUCAUGGAUCUACUGCACACCAAGGAAGCUAGGGAUGCAGCUGACUUGGAGAACAGGAGGCGCAGGGAUGCUGAAAUGCGGAGCAUGGCUAUCGAGUCUGUCUUUCGGUCACGGAUGUACCGCCGUCGUUCAUACUCCAUCUGUGAUAUGAGCCUUUCCUUUUUUGACAACACGAAGGCAUCACCGCUGAAAAUCGACACUGGCACUGUAGCGACUGCAGAGACGCUGCCGUUGCCGUUCAGGGCAGCGCUGAUGUGUGAUGGCACGGCUCCAGUAACAACCCGCUGUAGUGUACACAGAGUUUUCAAGUUGGACGUUAGCAUGCCCGCUAGUGUGGCUGAGGAGCAGGAGCAGACGGACGAGCAACAGAACCUUACCAGACUUGAGUUUGAGCUGCGGCGCCAGCCAGCUCUACGCAAGUGGAAGUCCUGCCCCAACCUGCCAUAUGACACUGUUCUCACACUUGAUACAAGCUACAGUAUCACCAUGGAAGAGAUGAAAACAUUGCAGCAAAGCUUAUUGGCAGAAUCGAACAAGUCACAGGCAGCUGCAGUGGCUACGGAUGCUGACAGUGGUGGAAAGCUUAGUACUCAGGGAUCGAUGGUGAAUGCUGAGACCAGUAGCAAACCGCCCGCAAAAGUUCAUCGGCGCCGAACCAAAGCAAAGAUGCUGAAGAAGAAGCCAUCCAAGGCUGCAAGUGUUCCUGAGCAAUCACGGCAUGAGCUUCAACUGCCGUCUGAUAUACAAGUGCGGGAUAUGAAGCGCAAGAUGGUCUAUAGAGGUUGGGCAAAGGUGGACUUCAUUGUGAGAGCACUCAGGGAGACUCCGCCUGACAGGACAAUGAGAAGGAGGAAAUCUCUGUCCCGUUUACCGAGCAUGGUGACAAGAGAUGAAACAAUGGAGCCUCUUGGCGUGAUAGAAGUGCCAGCAAAGCCAACAGUUACUCGUAGGUCUUUAUCAACGGAUGAUGUGUCAGAGGUGUCAAGGGAUACUGUCAAGACAAAGGAACCAUGUCUCCGAGGCAUGGUGGAAGAAAUCGAGAAUGCUCGCUUCAGGUCACUCAGUGUGCCCCGUGUGCUGCCUGCAUUUACCCAGCUGAGAGACUGUUCGAAGGACAAGUUACCAUUAACUGACUAUGACUGGACGAAGAGCAAGUGGACUGAGUGGUAUGACGACUACUGGCGAUCUAAAGGCAUUGAUCCUGAGGAAGCAAGCAGGGUGGAUGGAAUGAAGCGAUUCACUUCAUUGCCAUUUGAAAAUGGAAAGACUUUACGGGAGCUGAGUAACGUAGCACCAGCAAUAGCAGACAGCAGCAUUCUCUCGCAAAUCAAGUUGGAGGUACAGCGGCUCACACCAAUCGCUGACAGCAAGCUGACAGGCAGUGCGCUACGUGCAACGGCCUAUUGCCGGCGUGGUGCUCUACUAAUGAAACUGGGUGAGCUACGGGAGUCAUUCCAUGAUAUGACCCGGGCAUUAGCGAUUUGCCCGCACUUUACGGAUGCUCUCUGGUAUCGGCACUUGUUGUGGCUAUUGCAGAAUCAAGAUGCUGAAGCUUUGUCAGACCUGAACAACAUGAUAUUUCAUGAUGGAAGCAGUGUUCGGGCGUACCGCGCUCGUGGUGACCUCAAGCUGAAACUUGGCAAGCUGAGCGAUGCCGUCCUGAACUAUACGUCAGCCAUCAGCCUCGCACCGGAUGACCCUGAGCUGUACUUCCAACGUGCUCAACUGUACGAAACUACAAAGGAGAUGGGGUUCGCGAUGGCGGACUAUGAACAUGUUGUGAGCCUGCAGCAAAGCAGCACUGAAGCGCUGUGGAGACUGACUCGUUAUCUUUUCUCCAACGGCCGCUAUCGUGAAUGCCUGGAUGGUCUGACACUGCUAGUCGAGCAGACCAAUGACAAGGAAGCAUACUUGUACCGUGGACAGGUCUUUGUUGAACUGGGUCAGCCUACAGAUGCCGUGAAGGACUUCUCAUCAGCGAUAGCACUGGAUCCAGACUGUAUUCUAGCAUACUAUUACCGUGGUCGUAUCCUGAUGAAAGCCCACUGGGAGCGUGCACUGAAGGAUUUCAGCAUGGCACUGCUCCUGGAUCAUGAAGUCAGCAUAAGCGGAGAGGUGUUCCUCCACCGUGGUGUGAUCUAUGCCCUGCAUCACAGAUUUGACGAAGCAAUACGUGACUUCAAAUCUGCUGUUACAACCAACUCGCAGGAUGCCUCCGCUCUGGUUUGCUUGGGACUGAUCUACAAGAAUUACAAACAUGACACGAAUGAGGCAAUGCGAUACAUAAACAUGGCAAUCGUAUGCAAGCCGACCUAUGACAGGGCACACGCAUGCCGUGCACAUCUGCACAGCAGUCUCAACGAGAGUCGUGCAGCUGUGAUCGACUACACUAAAGCUAUUCUACUGCAGCCAUGUGUACCGCAGUACUGGCUAUUCCGGGGGCGGUUGCUUCUUUCGCUGGACAAGCAGAAAUUGGCGCAGAGUGAUAUAUGCACUGCUGCGCGACUUGUUGCGGGCAUGGAUGCUACACCAGUACAGCAAGCUGUUGUCAACUUGUUCUUGGAGAAUGAAGACAAGGCCAUACGUGUUCUUCGUGAUGCUUCACACGAACGUCCAGGCUACAACAUCCUAUUUGAGCUUGGCAAAGCACUGAUGAAGACCAGUCAAUUUGAUUCCGCAAUGUCUUUCUUCAAGCGUGCCUUAUUUAUCAAGGAGAAAAUCGCUGCUCCCAGCCAGAAGAAGCAGGUCGUGAAAGGUAUUGCUGUUCGUAUUCAGAUGGAUAAGCGCACAGCUCGUGAUAUUGCCGAGUGUCACUUCCUGAUUGGCAAGUGCCAAAUGGGUCUGCAGCGCACCGAGCAAGCUGUUCAGUCAUUCAACACCUCACUGAAGUACAAUGAUGGAAAUGCAAAGGUGUACUACGAGCGUGGUGUUGCUUACAUUACACGUAAUCAGCGACGUGCAUUGUCUGACCUGCACAAAUCGAUCAGUAUCAGUCGAGAUAUGUAUGAUGCUUAUGUGACUCGCGCUGCCGUCUUUGGCAUGCGCAAAGAGCUGGAAUUGGCCAUCAUCAACUGCAACAAUGCUAUCCGACUACGACCACGCAGUGUCCGGGCUCACCUAUACCGGGCGAUGUUUCAUUUCGAGAAGGGCUUGCUGGAUGAAGCCCUUAGUGACCUGUGCAGCUGCCUGUCUCUUGAUCCAGCGUGCUCCCUGGCCUUGUACAACCGUGCAAUUGUCCACACAGCUAUGGGAAACAGGAGCAUGGCGCUGAACGACAACAGUACAGUGCUGUUGCUGUGUGAUGAGACUAAUUCUGAUUAUAAACACCUUGUGACAAACGCCUAUCUGAACCGUGCCAUGAUCUAUUACGAGAUGAAGCGCUACGACUGUGCCCUGGCUGACUACCAACAAGUUAUACUGCUUGACUUUAGAGGACUGGAUGUAUACCAUGCCAUUAGUGUAGCUUUGAUGCGAUCUGGAUUUCUCCGACAGGCAGUGGAUGGCUUCACGUACGUCUUGGGCGAAAAUCCACGCUCCGUUGAAGCCUGCGUCAGUCGAGGAAUGUGCUUCUGGGAGUACUGCCAUCCUGUCGGAGAUGCCAUGGCAAUUCAUGACUUUAGCCGUGCAAUUCUGCUGAACCCCUUGUAUACCAAGGCGUACAUUGAUCUCGGUCUGUGUCUCCAGAUGAAAGGCUGCUAUCGUCAAGCAUGGUAUCAGUUCACAACAGCCAUUACUAUCGACCCAGAUUGUGUGAUUUCACGAGAGGCUCGGGCAAUUCUCAAUCUGCAGCUCAGAGAAUUCGAUGCUGCUCUGCAAGACAUCAAUGUCGCUUUGAGGGUGAAGGAAACUGCAAGCCUGCUAACGACACGAGCUGUGAUCAACACGUAUGCCUGCAAACGGCAACUUGCCAUGUAUGACCUGGAGAAAGCAAUAGCCCUUGAGCCAACUUCGUUCCUGGCUCAAUUUAACGCUGGAUGCCUGGCAGCCCAACAGCGUCACUAUGCCAAGGCCAUGGAAUGUUUUGAUACAGCUGUCAAGCUUUGUCCUGAUGACGACUAUGCAACCUUGAACAACAGAGCCAUACUGUUGGCUAUAACCAAGAAUCCCCGUGGAGCAGAGCGUGAUUUGAGCACUGCAUCACGGUUGUGUCCGAGUGCAGCUUUUGUCCACUUGAAUCGUGGACACAUCCUGAGAAAGUUGAACAACAUUCCUGCAGCAGUGGAUGCCUAUACACAAGCCAUCAAUGCUGACUCAAGUUUCUUGGCUGCAUUCAAAGCUCGUGCCGUGUGCCACGAACGACUCGGCAAAGCUAAGAACGCCUUGGCUGACUUCCAGCAGGUACUGGAAUUGGACGCAAGAGAAUGAGCGGCUGUUUUGUUGUCCGCAACAUGUACGAUCUAUAUCAGAUCCACAUGAUCAGAGUUGGCUGUUACUGUAAAUAUUGAGUGUUUGUGUAAGACUGGCUUUUUGUACUGCUUCACUUGAUAGUUCCCUACUUGCCUGUAUACACCUUAUCAACAAUUUGCACAGUAUCAUUGAUCUUUUCAUGCUGUUUGGGCAUGCUUCUUGAAAGUCGUUAUCUAUA
This is a messenger RNA of Sycon ciliatum, 6879 nucleotides long. RefSeq lists its product as uncharacterized. The coding region runs from base 420 to 6659 and encodes 2079 amino acids. NCBI's taxonomy places the organism in Eukaryota, Metazoa, Porifera, Calcarea, Leucosolenida, Sycettidae. The record is from RefSeq and is a predicted model, not a curated record. The transcript has 50 exons. Gene Ontology annotation, molecular function: protein binding.